Molecule: messenger RNA, 473 nt
Organism: Closterium sp. Yama58-4
Lineage: Eukaryota; Viridiplantae; Streptophyta; Zygnematophyceae; Desmidiales; Closteriaceae
Source: the annotation of a GenBank genome assembly
ACCUGCAAAAACCCAACCCUACCUUCCCUUUCCCUGCCCCUGCAACCCCAUUUCUCUGCCCUCCCUUUCCCCCUACCCCCUCCCCCCCCUACCCCCUCCCUCCCCCCCCCUACCCCCUCUCCUUCCCCCCUACCCCCUCUCCUUCCUCCCUACCCCCUCUCCUUCCCCCCUACCCCCUCUCCUUCCCCCCUACCCCCUCUCCUUUUCCCCUACCCCCUCUCCUUCCCCCCUACCCCCUCUCCUUCCCCCCUACCCCCUCUCCUUCCCCCUACCCCCUCUCCUUCCCCCCUACCCCCUCUCCUUCUCCCCUACCCCCUCUCCUUCCCCCCUUACCCCCUCUCACUUCCUCCCUCCCGACCCCCCGCCCCCACCCAAUCGCCCCCCCACACCCCCCCUCCCCCCCGCCCCCCUCUCCCCUCCCUCUUCAUUACCAAAACAAAGGAGAAAACAAAAGAGAGCACGAUGGUGUUUAA